AUGCCCUGUUCCGCGCCAAGGUGGAGGUUUUGGGUGCUUUUGUUGGCUGGAUGUGCAGCCGGUGAUCUCCGCGGUCAUGAAUUCGAAAUCGACCUCAAGGAGAGCAUCUCGAUGCCCAUCCCUCCAGGGUUCACAGCCCUGUCGCCGCAGCUGCCAGGCAAGCUGGUUGUAACAAGCUUCGAGGCGACACCCUUCGUGGGCAAGAAUGGUGUCUUCCUCGUGGACGUGGGAUCCCAUUCAGGACCUGCCCAGGAGUUACCAGGCAGCGGCAAGAUCAAUUGGCCGAACAGCAUCACGACUCUGAAUGCCAGCGUUUUCGGCUUCACUGCGGUGGCCAUUGGGAACGGCUUCCUCGUACCAACGCACACGACAGGUGGUGUCUACGUCAUGGAGGCAGCGACCCAGCCGGCCACUCUCCAGGAGCCUGUCAAGAUUUCCAAGGACCUGUCUGGCUGGUUCUACCACCAGGCACACUUUGUGGAUAUGGAUGGGGAUGGGCUUUUGGAUGUCCUCACCGCUAGAUGCGAAUACGCCGUCUGGCCCUGGGCAAAGAAGCGUGGCGAGCUGGUUUGGCUGAAGCAGCCGGCAAAGGAUGCUUUGGCUGGGCCGCCGUGGGAAGAGCACGAGCUUGGUCCUGGGCCAGACUUCCUGUUCUGUGUGCAUCCCGACAGCUCUCGGCUGGCUCUGGUCGCGCCGGAGUUCGUGAGCGGACGAGUGGUGUAUUGGUUCAUGCAGCAAAAUGGCACGAUGAGCAGCCGGCUACUGGACGACACCAUUGGCCCUGGAUUUUCUUGCUCCUGGACGGAUCUGAAUGCAGAUGGACACCUGGACUUGCUGGUGACGAACCAUGCAGCCGUCAAUGGCUCCGUGUUUGCCUAUUCCUUCAGCAGUGAUGACAUUGCCUCAGCACAGAUCACUCGGCACGUGCUGGCGACCGGCUUCACGCCUGCCAAGAUCGACAAAGGCAAGGCCUCGCCUGGAGACGCGCUGGCUUUCCAGCCUCAAACGAAUUCGACAGAGAAACCGUAUAUCUUCGUGUCCGGAGACAACUCCAACAGCAUUUUCCUUCUCACACCUGUAUCGAAGGACCAAUCGGAUUGGACGUACUCUCUGAGAGAAGUGCAAGACUUUGGAGCGGACAUCGGUCGGCCAUCCAUCGGCGAUGUGGACGGCAACGGUUUUGCAGACAUUUUCGUGCCUGUGUACGACUCAAAGCGAGUCGUCCACUACGAAUUCCGCCGGGCGCGUAGUAGAGAGAUUGCGAUUCACGUUUGA
Messenger RNA from Symbiodinium sp. CCMP2456, 1275 nucleotides. NCBI's taxonomy places the organism in Eukaryota, Dinophyceae, Suessiales, Symbiodiniaceae. The record is from the annotation of a GenBank genome assembly.